Molecule: messenger RNA, 4941 nt
Organism: Rhineura floridana
Lineage: Eukaryota; Metazoa; Chordata; Lepidosauria; Squamata; Rhineuridae
Exons: 3
Coding region: 1745-3751 (668 amino acids)
Source: RefSeq, a predicted model, not a curated record
GGCCGUGAACAAGCCAAAAAACCCAGCCUACAGCACUAAUCUGAGUGUGCCUACUCUAAACAGCCUAUAUUAUAUUAACGCUGAUACCUCUGUGCAUUCUGCCCCCUCCGUGGCAGUGCAUUCGCCAUCUGCCAGUGUAUCCUACCCCCUCCGUGGUAGUACGCUGUGCCAGUUCGGGUCUUUACAUCCUGCCCCCUCCGUGGCAGUGUACUGCACCCAGGUUCAUAUAAGAUGGCAGAACAGCCAGGCAUGUCACCAUCAACACACAUGGUGCCAGAUCAGCCAGACAUGCCACAAUCAGCCAAGCCACAACAUACUAACACGUCUAAGACCAGACAUGCCAAAGCACUGGCUAAGACAAAACAUCUUUCCAGCCAUAGUAAACCAAAGCGCCCUCGUUAUGUCUCUGUGCCAACAACCACCACAGCACAGACACACAUAAGUGAUAUUUUCCAUUCUCCUGCUACUGCAUCUGACGAGGAAGAGUUUGUUGGCUUUCCCCCUCACGGUUCGCCUAACGAACCUACCUCUGGCUUACAGCCUCAGACAUCUGUUCCAAUAGCCCACCAGGCACAUACAUCUCACACAUCUGGUCUGCAGCUGUCUCCUGAUUUCCUCUCUCAACUCCAAGCCAUGCUGGCUUAUUUCACACGAAUGCAGUCACUACCACAGGUUCCUGCCAUACCCCCACUCAACAUGGACCAACGUGCGUUCCAUGCUGCUCAUCCUUCCUGCUCACCAGAUCCUUUCGAUGUAGCCAGAGGCAGAUGUACGGACGAAGCCUCGUAUGCGGAGGAGUUAACUUUCACUGACCAUGUUGAAGGAGACGACUGGAGCGACUAUUCAGAUCAUGAGGAUACAUCGUAUCGCUUGUUCAAUACCUCAGAUUACCAACCGCUCGCACGUAGGGUACUUCAUACCCUUGGUCUCCAGACUGCGCCUUCAACUUCGUCCGCCCCAACUCUCAAAGGGGCCAAGGUCCUCAAAUCCCCUGCACCUACUGAACACUACAUCCCGGUGCCGGACCCAAUUGCCAAAUUAGCUUCCGAAGAAUGGGCCCACCCACUCAAAGCUCGACGCUUCAAGAACACAGCUGACAGACUUUACGCCCUAGCCCCAGACUUCGCCACCAAGUUAGAUGUCCCUGGCAUAGACGAACCGAUCGCUCGCCUCGUUUCGCGAUCUAUCUUGCCCAGGGAAGGGGAAUCCCACCUAAAAGAUACUACUGAACGUCGAAUAGACUUCGCCCUCCGCAAGAACCACGAGGCCACUGCCCUAUCCAUGCGUGCCUCCGCUUCAGCCUCCAUUUUCUCCAGAGCAUCUAUGAUGUGGCUGGAUGACCUUCUAGAGGAUGAUAACCCUGAUCCUGUCGCCUUCAAAAGAGCACUAUUGAAACUACGUAAGACAGCAGCCUUUGUGGCCGACGCCACUUUGGAUGCCACCCAAUUAGGGGCACGAGCCAUGACGACUCAAAUAGUCGCUCGUCGCACCCUCUGGCUUCGUCACUGGCAAGCUGAUUCAGCGGCCAGAUUGAACCUGUCCAAGGCUCCUUACUCCGGAUCUCUUCUCUUCGGUGAGGAAGCUCUAAAGGCAGUUCUGGUUGACCCAAAAGACGCCCACAAACCGGUUCUAGCCACAGUCAAGAACAUCGACCACAGGCCCUUCAGGCGAUUUCCCUCCUUUCGUUCUAACCAGCCCUUUCGAGGAACGCGACCAGGAGGACGAGGCCGCGAUUUCAGACCCUAUGAUUCCAACGCAUUCAGGGGCUCCUGGAACCGACGCCCCCAGGGCAGAGGUCAGUACCAAGGGCGCAGGGGCAACUCAUCGUCCUCAUAUAGGGGAGGUCCUCGCCUACACAAGUAGUAUUAACGCCAUCCCCAUAGGUGGCAGAUUAUUUAAUUUUGGAGAUCGAUGGCUGCGCCUUACUACGGUCCCCUGGAUCAGGGACCUCUUCACUUAUGGCUAUACCAUAGAGUUCUGGGCAACCCCAUCAGACAGAUUCCACCCGUCUCCUUGCCCAAGGGCACCAGCCAGGCACAACAUCAUGCAGACAGCUAUACAUCACCUCUUGCACAUAGCGGCAAUAGAGCCAGUUCCCACAACUGAGAGAUCGGAAGGGGUGUACUCCCUCCUAUUUGCUGUGCCAAAACGAGAUUUAUCUUGGAGGGCGGUAUUGGAUCUCAAGUUUGUCAACCGUUUCGUAACAUACCGCAGGUUCAAAAUGGAAUCUCUCCAUUCCAUUACCGAGAGUCUGCAUGAAGGAGACUUCCUGGCUUCUAUCGACCUUAAGGAAGCGUAUCUCCAUGUACCCAUUUGCAUAGCCCACAGAAAGUUUCUUCGGUUUACCUUUGGCCACCAACAUUUUCAAUACAGAGCGAUGCCAUUUGGUCUCUCCUCUGCUCCAAGAGUAUUUUCCAAGGUGCUACUCAUCCUAGUGGCUUACCUUCGGACCCAAGGGGUUCAUAUCUACCCAUAUUUGGAUGAUCUGCUCAUACGGGCCAAAUCUGAAGAGCUGGCUCAUCAUCAUUUAAUGAUCACCCUCAAUGUUUUGCAGACCUACGGCUGGCUUGUCAACUUCGACAAAAGCCAUCUCCAACCAACCCAACGCCUACUACAUCUUGGGGCAAUGUUGGACACCCUGCAGGCAAUGGUCUUCCUGUCUCCAGAUCGCAUCACUGCCAUCACAAGCAUCGCAAGGUCCCUGAUGCAACAAACAUCUGCAGACGUCAUGCUUCUUUCCAGAACGCUCGGAAUGUUCAUCUCUACAAUCCACAUUGUGCCAUGGGCUCGAGCUCACACUCGGCCCCUUCAGUGGACUCUGUUGCCUUUUCAAAAGGACAUUGCCAGCUCCAACCAUCGCAAAGUUCGUUUGAGCCCCGCUCUGCGCCUCUCCUUCCGCUGGUGGACCAAGGUUCAACACCUCUCCAAGGGCACGUCGUUCAGAGAACCCCGCAGAACCGUCGUGACCACAGACGCCAGCCUCAUAGGUUGGGGAGCCCACUGCAACUCCCAGUACGUUCAGGGGGUUUGGCCCAAUGCAGAGCGAUCUCGAAGCAUCAACUGGCUGGAACUAAAGGCUGUCCACUUGGCUCUAUGUCAUUUUCAGUCUCUGUUCCCUUUGCAUCAUGUGCUCAUUCGAACAGACAACACGUGUGUAAAAUCACAUUUGAACAGACAGGGGGGCACCAGGUCUCGUCCUCUGCAGGACUUAGCCUCCCUCAUCUUUGUCUGGGCAGAACAACAUCUACAAUCCCUGAAAGCAGAGCACCUCAGAGGGAUUUUGAAUGUGACAGCAGACUGGCUCAGCAGACAACAGGUCUUCCCGGGAGAAUGGAAACUUCAUCCAGCCAUUUUCCAUCGUCUCCAGUGUCGAUUCGGCGCCCUCUCAGUCGACCUGUUUGCUUCCAGUCACAAUUGCCAGCUUCCAAGGUACUUUGCCCGAUACCUGGACUCAACAGCAGAAGCAGUGGAUGCUCUGACAACACCGUGGCCAGACGGUCUAUUGUACGCCUUUCCCCCCAUACCAUUGUUAGCCAAAACCUUGAGGAAGGCACGAAUCGAAAGGGCACAGCUGGUUCUGGUAGCACCAUUUUGGCCACGCCGACCGUGGUUCUCAGAUCUUCUGGCAAUGUCAAUGAUGGAUUCCUGGACACUUCCAGUAACGCCAGACCUCCUAUCCCAGGGUCCAGUACUGCACCAGGACCCUACUUGGCUCAAUCUAACAGCGUGGCGUUUGAACGGAGAUACUUGAGGUCAGCUGGACUGUCUGACGCUGUGAUUGAUAUUAUUUUGGCCUCGAGAAGACCUUCUACCACUCGAAUUUAUCAACAUACCUGGGUGGCUUUCUCCAAGUGGUGUCAGUCCCACCACCACGAUCCAUCCCAGGCCAAUGUGCACCAGGUACUCCAAUUUCUCCAUAGUGGCUUUAUGAUGGGACUUCGACCCAACACUCUACGUAGACAUGCGUCUACUCUGUCAUCCAUUCUCUCAGUGUCCUCUCCUGGAGAUCAUAUUUCCUCACAUCCGUUCAUUAAACGUUUUUUGAGGGGAGUCGCCCUACGCUCUCCGGCUGUUGUCCAUCGGUUCCCCUCAUGGAGUUUGCCGAAAGUCCUGCAGGCUUUGCAACGCCCUCCGUUUGAACCCAUCAGGACUGUGCCCCUACGCAUACUGUCCUUCAAGGUCCUGUUUCUGAUUGCAAUCACAUCUGCCAGACGCGUUUCGGAGUUGGGCGCAUUGUCUUCUGCUAGACACCUCUGCGUCUUCCAUAAGGACUCUGUUGUGCUGAAGACUGACCCUUCCUUUCGUCCCAAGGUCGAUUCAGUUUUUCAUUGCAACCAGGACAUUGUUUUACCUUCCUUUUGCCCGAAUCCUACCCAUCCUCUCGAGAAGGCUUGGCAUUCGUUGGAUGUCCGGAGGGCUGUCAAGACCUACCUGUCUAGGACCCAAGAGAUUCGACGAACGGAGUCUCUAUAUCUCUUUUAGACUCGCUACGAAUGAACUGGAGAGUGGGAGGGGCAUGACGCCCCUAGUCUUGACUUCAAAAACAUUCUUGCCUUCGCACGAUAGGUGGAACUAUCCCACAGUGAUGGCCUCUUCCUAUGAAAAUCACCUUUCAGGUGCCUAUUUCUACAAUAAAUGAAGAAAACAUGAGACGUGAUUUAAGGAACAAUAAAGCAUACUUUUGAUUUCCGCCAAUCUGCUGAUUAACUGAUCUGCUGAGCAAAACUCUUGAAAGGUUGAAGCCAUAACCCAGUAGAUGUCAAUGAACAAAGUGUGUAUGUUUCAGUGUUGAACUCGUAGGCAGUUGAACUAAUGUUAGCGAGCUUUGAAGUGUGUGACUUUUAGAUUGAAGCAGUUUUAACUGUUCUAAUUUGUUAGUAGCCGGUUGUAAACACUCUCAAGUUUGCUGUGUUAGAUUCAUUUUUAAAGGUUACCCAAAGU